Molecule: messenger RNA, 1707 nt
Organism: Sinocyclocheilus grahami
Lineage: Eukaryota; Metazoa; Chordata; Actinopteri; Cypriniformes; Cyprinidae
Product: glutamate--cysteine ligase catalytic subunit
Exons: 11
Coding region: 311-1672 (453 amino acids)
Biological process (GO): glutathione biosynthetic process
Cellular component (GO): glutamate-cysteine ligase complex
Molecular function (GO): glutamate-cysteine ligase activity
Source: RefSeq, a predicted model, not a curated record
ACAGUCACGUGCUCCCAGUCCGCGUAAAGUGUGUGUGCGCGAGGAAGGGGUUGACACAGCUCGCGCACUGCGAUCAAAUAUCAGUCGGGGUGGCGAGAGACCGUAGCCCGUGCUUGACUCGGAACCGCUAGGACGAGAAAAGCGAACACAUCCGCGUUUGAAACGAGUCAUAUAAGGCCUCGCGUGCGUGCGAUUGUCGUUGAGGAUAUCGCGAGUGAAGGGAGAUCGCGGCGCGCGGCGGAGGAGACGCAGAAGUCCGAGUCCGAGUCCGAGUCCAUAUCGAUACGCUAUUUAAUUAAAGGUUUGUGCGAUGGGCUUACUGUCGCAAGGGUCGCCGCUCAACUGGGAAGAGACCAAGAAACAUGCGGACCACGUUAGAAAGCACGGCAUCCUGCAGUUCCUCAACAUCUACAACAAGGUCAAAGAGCGCCAGAGGGAUGUGCUGAAAUGGGGAGACGAGGUGGAGUACAUGUUGGUGGAAAUGGAUGACAAAAAUGGAAAAGUCCGCCUAGUUCUGAACGGGAAGGAUGUUUUGGAAAUCCUUCAGGAAAAGGGUGAAAACAUCAACCCCAACCACCCCACUCUGUGGAGGCCGGAGUAUGGCAGCUACAUGAUCGAAGGGACCCCCGGGCAGCCGUACGGAGGGACCAUGUCGGAGUUCAACACGGUGGAAGACAACAUGGGAAAGCGAAGGAGAGAAGCCGCAUCUGUGCUUAAUAAGAACGAGACUCUCCUCACAGUUACAUCAUUUCCCAGGUUAGGCUGCCCGGGCUUCACUCAGCCAGAAUACAAACCCACACCUGUUGAAAAAGGGGUGUCCAAAUCGCUCUUCUUCCCCGACGAGGCCAUAAACAGACACCCUAGAUUCAGCACUCUGACCAGAAACAUACGCCACCGGAGGGGCGAGAAAGUGGUGAUAAAUGUACCAAUUUUUAAAGAUAAAAACACCCCGUCUCCUUUCGUGGAGACGUUCGCGGAGGACGAUGGAGAAGCUGUCCGGGGAGCCCUGCCUGAUCACAUCUACAUGGACGCCAUGGGCUUUGGCAUGGGAAACUGUUGCCUGCAGGUGACCUUCCAGGCCUGCAGCAUCAGAGAGGCGCGCUACCUUUACGACCAGCUGGCCACUUUCUGUCCCAUAGUGAUGGCUCUCAGCGCUGCCUCGCCGUUCUAUCGGGGCUUCGUAUCAGACAUUGACUGCCGCUGGGGUGUGAUCUCUGCGUCUGUGGAUGACCGAACCUCAGAGGAGCGGGGCCUGGAGCCGCUGAAAAACGACAAAUUCCGGAUCCAUAAAUCACGCUAUGAUUCGAUUGACAGCUACCUCUCCUGCUGCGGUGAGAAAUACAAUGACAUUGAGCUGACCAUCGAUGAAGAUAUCAACAAGCAGCUCCUAGAUGCAGGCAUUGACAGACUGCUGGCACAGCACAUUGCGCAUCUCUUCAUCCGCGACCCGCUGUCACUCUUCCAGGAGAAGAUUCAUUUGGAUGAUGAGAACGAAUCGGACCACUUUGAGAACCUUCAGUCAACCAACUGGCAGACAAUGAGGUUCAAGCCGCCCCCUCCAAACUCUGACAUCGGAUGGAGAGUCGAGUUCCGUCCAAUGGAGGUAUUAAACAAACAGCCGUCUGCCCGCUGUCUGUCUGUGUGCCAAAUGAUGCAAGCAGACGCGGCUUGACUGGAUGUGUGCUUAACAAAGCAGACGUCAGUACU